AUGUCCUACGGCGGCGGAUACGGUGGUGGUCGCGGCGGCGGCGGUGGCUACGGCGGUGGUCGUGAUCGUCAGGACAGAGGCGGUCGCGAUGGCGGCUACGGCGGCGGUGGCUACAACGGUGACAGCAACGGAUACGGCGGUGGUGGUGGUGGUGGUGGUGGCUACGGCGGCGGCGGCGGUGGCGGUUUCGGCGGUGGUGGUGACCGCAUGAACAACCUUGGCGCUGGUCUUCGCACACAAGAAUGGGAUCUCAACACGAUGCCCAAGUUCGAGAAGUCUUUCUACAAGGAGCACGAGGAGGUCGCCAACCGCAGCCCAGAGGAUGUCGAGUCCUUCCGCCGCAAGCACCAGAUUGCCAUUGCUGGCAGCGAUGUCCCCAAGCCCGUCGAGACCUUCGACGAGGCUGGUUUCCCCAGAUAUGUCAUGGACGAGGUCAAGGCCCAGGGCUUCCCCGCUCCUACUGCCAUUCAGUCCCAGGGUUGGCCCAUGGCUCUCUCCGGUCGCGAUGUCGUCGGUAUUGCCGAGACGGGUUCCGGAAAGACGCUCACCUACUGCCUUCCCGCCAUCGUCCACAUCAACGCCCAGCCUCUGUUGGCCCCCGGCGAUGGUCCCAUUGUCCUGAUCCUCGCCCCCACCCGUGAGCUUGCCGUCCAGAUUCAGCAGGAGAUUUCCAAAUUCGGCAAGUCUUCCCGCAUCCGCAACACCUGCGUUUACGGUGGUGUCCCCAAGGGUCCCCAGAUUCGCGACCUCUCCCGCGGUGUCGAGGUCUGCAUCGCCACCCCCGGACGUCUCAUCGACAUGCUCGAGGCCGGCAAGACCAACCUUCGUCGCGUCACCUACCUUGUGCUCGACGAGGCUGACCGCAUGUUGGACAUGGGUUUCGAGCCCCAAAUUCGCAAGAUUAUCGGCCAGAUUCGCCCCGACCGUCAGACUCUCAUGUGGUCCGCCACUUGGCCCAAGGAGGUUCGCGCUCUUGCGUCCGACUUCCUUUCCGACUUCAUCCAGGUCAACAUCGGUUCCAUGGACUUGGCUGCCAACCACCGCAUUACCCAGGUCGUUGAGGUUGUCAACGAGAGCGAGAAGCGUGACCGCAUGCUCAAGCACCUUGAGAAGAUGAUGGACAACAAGGAGAACAAGGUUCUCAUCUUCGUCGGUACCAAGCGUGUCGCUGACGAGAUUACCCGCUUCCUUCGCCAGGACGGAUGGCCUGCGCUUUCCAUCCACGGUGACAAGCAGCAGAACGAGCGUGACUGGGUCCUCGACCAGUUCAAGACGGCCAAGUCUCCCAUCAUGGUCGCGACCGACGUCGCGUCGCGUGGUAUUGAUGUUCGCAACAUUACUCACGUGCUGAACUACGACUACCCCAACAACUCGGAGGACUACAUCCAUCGUAUUGGUCGUACCGGUCGUGCUGGUGCCAAGGGUACCGCCGUUACCUUCUUCACCACUGACAACUCCAAGCAGGCUCGUGACCUUGUCAACGUCCUCAGAGAGGCCAAGCAGGAGAUUGAUCCCCGUCUCGCUGAGAUGACCCGCUUCGGUGGCGGCGGCGGCGGUGGUGGUCGUUACGGCGGCUGGGGCCGUGGCCGUGGUGGUGGCCGUGGCGGCGACAACGCUAACAACGCUCCUCUAGGAGGCGGUCGUCGUUGGUAA
Colletotrichum phormii is the source of this 1653-nucleotide messenger RNA. Its product is annotated as P-loop containing nucleoside triphosphate hydrolase protein. The coding region runs from base 1 to 1653 and encodes 550 amino acids. The transcript is spliced from 7 exons. Gene Ontology annotation, molecular function: ATP binding; RNA binding; RNA helicase activity. NCBI's taxonomy places the organism in Eukaryota, Fungi, Ascomycota, Sordariomycetes, Glomerellales, Glomerellaceae. The record is from RefSeq and is a predicted model, not a curated record. Gene Ontology annotation, cellular component: cytoplasm; ribonucleoprotein complex; nucleus. Gene Ontology annotation, biological process: rRNA processing.